Molecule: messenger RNA, 351 nt
Organism: Chondrus crispus (carragheen)
Lineage: Eukaryota; Rhodophyta; Florideophyceae; Gigartinales; Gigartinaceae
Exons: 1
Coding region: 1-351 (116 amino acids)
Source: RefSeq, a predicted model, not a curated record
AUGGCCAGUUCACGGUGUCUCUCCCGCCGUAUUGGGUCAUUCACAAGGCGGUGUGGGUCCCAUUGCGCAACAUGCGAGGACCACGGCGACGCGGACUUGAUUGCUCAAACGGUUACGAGGGGUCCGCAUUUAUACUCUCGAAGAGCUUGCUUGGCCACUCCCCGCGUUCCACCAUUGCACUUUGACUUCGCAGGGAGACACCCUACACGCUCUAGCCCUGUCCCUAAGCCACUCAAUAAUUUCGCCAGCUGGGAAAAACUCCGUGAAGCCAAUCAUGAAUUGACGAAGAGGAUCUUGCGUGUCCCCUUUUAUCAUGCACGUGGCUUACAACGAAAACAAGCUGCCCGUUAG